Messenger RNA from Penicillium waksmanii, 1422 nucleotides. RefSeq lists its product as uncharacterized. Bases 1 to 1422 code for a protein of 473 amino acids. NCBI's taxonomy places the organism in Eukaryota, Fungi, Ascomycota, Eurotiomycetes, Eurotiales, Aspergillaceae. The record is from RefSeq and is a predicted model, not a curated record. The transcript has a single exon.
AUGAGUUCCCCGGAUAUCGGCAAACGAGCCUGGCACCGCACCACCAUUUUCAACAUUUCGAUUGUUGCAGUAUGCGCUUUCAUUGCACCCGGCCUAUGGGCUGCAAUGAACGGAUUAGGAGGAGCAGGCUCAGCAGAUCCUUAUUACGUGAAUGCUGCCAAUGCAGUUAUCUUUUGUCUGCAGUUUGUGGUCUGCAUAUUCGGGAGUUCUCUUAUAGCAAAGAUCGGCCUCAAAUGGGCUUUUUCAGUUGGCAUGAUCGGAUUUCCAAUUUAUGCCUCUAGUGUGUAUUGCAAUAUCAAAUACAACAACACAUGGUACAUUAUGCUUGCUUGUGUGAUUGAUGGCAUCUCGUCAGGCAUAUUUUGGUUGACGGAAGGCGCAAUUGUGCUGGCAUACCCAGAAAAGCAUCGGCGGGGAAAAUACCUGGCUUAUUGGCUUGCUAGUCGCAUAGUGGGACAGAUGAUCGGUGGCGCUGUCACAUUAGGGGUGAAUGCCGAAAAUAAAGAGAAGGGUCAUAUCAGUGUCCAGACCUACCUUGUAUUCAUUGCAAUCCAAGCCAUUGGACCGUUCAUCGCAGCAAUGCUAUCCUCGCCUGAGAAGGUACAACGGUCCGACCGGACCAAAGUCAUUAUUAAUUUACCACAAGGCCUCAAUACUGAGCUUCGGGCUAUGUGGAAACUUUUGGGGAGAAGAGAAUUACUACUUCUCUUACCCAUGAUCUUCCAAAGCGUUUUUUCAGAAGCUUUCUUUUCGACCUACAAUGCGACCUAUUUUACCGUACGAGCACGCGCACUAACGUCUUUGGUGGCUAGCACAUGCGUGAUCCUUGCUAAUUUUCUUUUGGGCUUUUUUCUGGACUGGCGCAAACUGACUCUGAACACACGUGCAGUGGGCGCCUUCGUGAUCAUUUAUGCAUUCGAGCUGUCUCUUUAUAUUUACGCGAUGGUCGUCACCAAAGAAUAUGAGCGACAAGCAACUCCCAGAAUUUUUGAUUGGACCGACGAUGGAUUCGGGCGAGGUGCUUGUGUUUAUAUUUUGAUGCUUGUUGGAUUCAAUCUUAUGUACGACUAUCUAUACUGGCUCAUCGGCACAAUCAACCGUGAUGGUGGUGAUAUUAUCCGACUGAGUGCCGUUGUCCGGGGCGUCGAAAGCUGUGGACAAGCCAUAUCAUACGGCAUUAAUUCAAUUGACACCUUCAAGCUGUCUGGGGCUGUUGCAGUGAAUUUGUCAUUUUUCGCUGUUUGCAUUAUUCCAUCAGCAAUUGUCAUUUUCCGCGUUGGCAUCAUCGACGGAGUCAAAUUACACAACAUCCAACAAGACGAUAUAUUGCAGGUCGGAAUUUCCAAUAAUGAGAUGGGCGCAGAUUCACCCCAGGCUGAUUGCUCCAGUACUUGCGGCUCCACAUGGGGUGAUUCGAAAUGA